Molecule: messenger RNA, 594 nt
Organism: Falco peregrinus (peregrine falcon)
Lineage: Eukaryota; Metazoa; Chordata; Aves; Falconiformes; Falconidae
Product: sushi, nidogen and EGF-like domain-containing protein 1
Biological process (GO): cell-matrix adhesion
Source: RefSeq, a predicted model, not a curated record
AUGGCUCCUUGGUGGCCACCCCUAGGUGGGCUGCUCUACCCCUUCGGGCCGGCGGUUGGGGACGAGGCCACCCCCCGGGAAGACGAUGGGAUGAGCCCUGAGAUCCAGCUCUGGCAGCCCUUCUCCUUCUACGGACGCUCCCACCGCUCGCUCUAUGUGAACAACAACGGAGUCGUGUCCUUCGGGACCGGAGUCCCAGAAUUCACUCCGGAGCCCUUCCCGCUACCAGGCACCGCCCCUUUUGUGGCUCCAUAUUGGGCCGACGUGGACACCAGACUGGGAGGAGAUGUCUUCUACCGGCAAAGCCAGGAGCCAGAGCUGCUGCCCCGCUUGACUCGUGACCUCACCCCAGCCGUGACCUCCUCUGACCCCACCCCCAAGCCCACCUGGGCUUUCGUGGCCACCUGGUACCGUGUCUCCUUCUUCGGAGCUGCCUCCAAGAAGGUGAACACCUUCCAGGCUGUGUUGGCCACUGAUGGGGCCACAUCCUUCGUCAUGCUGAACUACGGGGACCUCCAGUGGACCACGGGACUGGCCAACGACGGCAACGCCUACAGUGGCCUGGGGGGCACGCCAGCACAGGGGCCGCUAUAA